AAAUCGCUGCCUGCAUUUGUCGACUUUUUACAAAUUCAAGCAUGUGGAGGAGCAGGUGGCCAGGGUCUCCCAAAAUAUGGAGGUUUUGGUGGAGAUGGAGGCAAAGUGAUUGUCGUGGCUAGCAAAAAGGAAAAUACUUUACGUCAUGUGUUACAGAAAUACCCACUUCAGAUGUGCAAGGCAGAAAGAGGAGAGAACAGCGACAAAUUUCGCCUGCUUGGUGACCGAGGUGCUGACUUGCAUGUGAAUGUUCCUCUUGGAGUUUUAGUUCAUACAGCUGAUGGAAAAAUAGUUGAUCUCAACAACGAUGGUGACGCCUGCAUUGCAGCACAGGGGGGCAAAGGUGGUAACAAUGCCACAAACUUCUUGGGCUUGAGAGGGGAGAGAAAUCUGAUAGCCUUGGAGUUGAAGCUUCUGGCAGAUGUUGGAUUAGUUGGAUUUCCAAAUGCAGGGAAGUCGACCUUUCUCAAAGCAAUAUCUAGAACCCAGCCAAAAAUAACAGCCUUUCCUUUUACCACUUUAUCACCCCAAAUUGGUAUAAUGGAGUAUCAAGAUGGCAGAAAGAUCUCUGUGGCUGAUUUGCCAGGAUUGAUAGAAGGAGCCAGCCAGAAUUUUGGGAUGGGUUUUAAAUUUUUACGCCAUGUGGAAAGAACAAAACUCUUGUUAUAUGUUUUGGAUAUAAACCCAUUUCAGUUGUCAUUCAAGUACCCAGAGAGAUCUGCAUUUCAGGCACUUUUACUGCUUAUUCAGGAAUUAGAUGAGUAUGGUCAUGGAAUGUUAGAAAAACCCUCAUUUAUGGCACUGAAUAAAAUAGAUACAGAUAAAUCAGGUCACUUAACAGACAGGCUUUUUGAUUUGGUCAAAAACUUGCCAGAUUCUUUGGAAGAAGUUGAUGAAUCAUUUCACCCCAAAAACCUGCCCAAGUUUCAUGAGAUAUUUCGAAUGUCAGCAAUGAAAAGAGAAAACACAGAGCUGGUUAAAAAUAGAAUCCGUGAAAUCAUGGAUGAAAAUGCAGAGAAACAAAGAGCUGAAGAACUGGAGAAGAAAAAUGCUUUGUUACAAAUGAAACAUGAUGAUGCUUUGAGAGUUUAUGAAGAACAUUUGAAAACUACAUUUGUGUGA
Molecule: messenger RNA, 1122 nt
Organism: Candidula unifasciata
Lineage: Eukaryota; Metazoa; Mollusca; Gastropoda; Stylommatophora; Geomitridae
Source: the annotation of a GenBank genome assembly